AUGAGUAAAACUUACACGAUAGUAAUCAAGUUAGGAUCCUCAUCUUUGGUUGAUGAGAAAACGAAGGAACCCAAGCUUUCCAUCAUGUCUUUGGUGGUCGAAACUGUCGUAAAGCUUCGUCGAAUGGGUCACAAGGUUAUUAUAGUUUCGAGCGGUGGUAUCGCUGUUGGACUGAAGACACUGAACUUGGAGAAGAGACCUAAGCACUUGGCGCAAGUACAAGCUAUAGCUGCGGUGGGCCAGGGCAGACUGAUCGGAAGAUGGGACUCAUUGUUCUCACAAUUCAGUCAAAGAAUCGCUCAGAUCUUGAUAACUAGAAAUGAUAUUGUGGACUGGACUCAAUAUAAAAAUGCACAAAAUACAAUAUACGAGCUUUUACAAAUGGGCGUGGUUCCCAUUGUCAAUGAAAACGACACCUUAUCGGUAAGUGAAAUUAAAUUCGGUGACAACGACACUCUAUCUGCAAUCACGGCUGCUCUGUGUGGGGCUGACUAUCUUUUCCUACUUACAGAUGUCGACUGUUUAUAUACUGAUAACCCAAGGGCUAAUCCUGAUGCCAAGCCAAUAUUGAUAGUUCCAGAUAUGUCUCAAAGUUUGAAUGGCGUAAAUACUUCCGGUGGUUCUGGCUCAGACGUCGGUACUGGUGGUAUGAUGACAAAACUGAUUGCAGCAGAAUUAGCCACGAAUGCCGGAGUUAACACUAUCAUAAUGAGAAGCUCAGAACCUGCCAACAUUUAUAAGGUCGUGUGUUAUAUGCAGACUUUAGAGAAUAAAAGUGAUAACGUCAUAGACAAUUUUGAGCAAUUACAAUUGAGUGAGUUGGACCAUUUGAAGAAGAAUAGAAUUCCGUUGCACACAAGAUUUACAGCGGAUGAGAAUCAACAUCAUUUAAAGAGUAGAGAGUUCUGGAUGCUGCAUGGUUUAGUAAGCAAGGGUGCUGUCGUGAUAGAUCGAGGUGCAUAUGCAGCUCUUACUCGCAAAAACAAGGCUGGUCUUUUACCUGCAGGAGUCAUUGAUGUUGAGGGGCAGUUUCACGAGCUCGAAUGCGUGGAUUUGAAACUUGGUGCUAAAUUAUCAGAUGGCAGCUUGGAUCCCAACACUCCAUUAACCAUCAUAGGAAGGGCCAGGUGUAAUUAUACGAGUGGGGAGCUCCAAAAGAUAAAGGGACUGCAAAGCGAUCAGAUCGAAUCUGUGUUAGGCUACGCCGAUAGCGAGUACGUUGCACAUAGAGAAAAUCUGGCUUUCCCUCCUCAUUAG
This is a messenger RNA of Lachancea fermentati, 1257 nucleotides long. The record is from the annotation of a GenBank genome assembly. Lineage: Eukaryota; Fungi; Ascomycota; Saccharomycetes; Saccharomycetales; Saccharomycetaceae.